UGCAAGGAAGGGAGGAAGGUCUUUGUGUGUGAGUCAGGCCGCGUCGGUCACACCCAUCCCCGGCUCUCCCCCUCCUACACCGCCCGCCAUGUUCUGGAGGAGGGGAAACCUUUAGCCUGACGUUAGCAUUAGCAAUACUUUAGCUAGGCGGAGGCGCAACAAGCUCUUUGAACGCUGCAAUAAGUACAUUAUUGUGAUUUUUUUCGUUUGUUUGAUUUUUUUUUCUUAUGUUACCACUCGAAUUAGGGAAUACAUUGAAGGGUUUAUAGCCCUGGACUCUCUUUUAAAUCUGGUCCAGUUCGAUAUCUACGGUAAUGGAACGGUUGCAAGUCCUGUCGGCACUUUGUGUCUGGAGAUGGUUUUAACAGACAUUGUUCUGGAGGACUCAGGAACACUGCACUGGCCUGAAGAAGCCUCAUAAACUCUCGUCCAGCUCAAACUUUUUUUCGACAAGGAGACUUCAUACAGAACACUCCUACGUUAAAGAUAACGCACCUGUUUCCUUGAUACGCAAAUCUUUUGAACGCUCCUAUCCUUCAGAGAGUUCAAAUUGUGUUUAUCCUCUUGGUGUCCCAUCUCAUCGCCACAAUGCCAAGCUCCACGAUCCGUCGCCAAAUGAAGAAUAUGGUGAACAACUACUCUGAUGCAGAAAAGAAAGUCAGAGAGGCCACAUCCAAUGACCCCUGGGGGCCCUCAUCUUCACUCAUGUCUGAAAUCGCCGACUUAACUUACAAUGUGGUGGCCUUUAGUGAGAUCAUGAGUAUGAUCUGGAGACGGCUCAAUGACCAUGGCAAGAACUGGCGUCAUGUUUACAAAGCCCUCACCCUGCUUGACUACCUUAUCAAGACCGGCUCGGAGCGAGUGGCGUUGCAAUGCAAGGAGAACAUCUUUGCCAUCCAAACUUUAAAAGACUUCCAGUACAUUGACAGAGAUGGUAAGGACCAGGGCAUCAACGUAAGGGAGAAGAGCAAGCAGCUCGUGGUUCUUCUUAAAGACGAAGACCGUCUCAAAGGAGAGCGGUCUCAGGCUUUGAAGACCAAAGAGCGUAUGGCCCAGGUUUCCACAGGGAGCAAUCAGAUGGGCUUUGGUCGAGGCUCAUCCCAACCCAACCUCUCCACUUCCUACAGUGAAGAGUAUGGCAGGUCAGAGGGCUCGCCCGCCUCCUACCAUGGCUCCACUUCUCCCAAUGCGGGAUCAGAAUUAGAGCAAGCGAGACCUCAGACAAGUGGUGAGGAGGAGCUACAGUUGCAACUGGCUUUAGCCAUGAGCAGAGAGGCAGCGGAGCAGGAGGAGCGCAUACGCAGAGGGGAUGAUUUAAGACUACAGAUGGCUUUAGAGGAAAGUAAGAAAGGAGGUCCAGACUCCGGCAAACUGGCACGCAAGAAAAAAGAGCCACAGUCAUCUCUGAUGGAUUUGAUGGACGUCCCAGAGCCAGGCCCUGGUGGUGAUCCCUGGGGCGCCGGAGCUCUGGCCAAAGGAGACCCCUGGAAACCUUACGGUUCUGGUCCCAAGUCAGCAGCCUCAACAGACCCAUGGGGGGCUCCUACCUCAGCUCCACCUAUGAAAAGCAGUGAUCCCUGGGCAUCAAACUCCACUCCGGCAUCUGAUCCCUGGGGCUCGGCAGCCACUCGGCCCAAGGGUUCCAAGCCAGGUAGCUUUGACCUGUUCAGUGAAUCCAAUGGUGAUGGUGUUAUACCAUCUUCUGUUCCCUCCCAAGCCAGUCUUCCUAACAGCAGCAGCUUGGACCUCUUCGACCCCCUCCCUUCCUCCAUUUCUACAUCUUCAAAUCCAACCAGAAAGACUCCAGAGUCUUUCCUGGGCCCCAACGCGGCCCUGGUCAACCUGGAUUCUCUGGUGACCAAACCGGCCCAACCUGCACCAGCAUUCAACCCGUUCUUGGCUUCAACAGGUGGCGCCGCUGCAGCCUCCAACUCUCAUGCCAAUCCCUUCCAAGUGAGCCAGCCUGCUCCACCAACACUCAACCAGAUGCGAGUAAGCCCUAUGCCUUCGGGGUUCGCCAGCGGCAUGGCUGAUUCCAUGGCCAUAUCAUCCUUGCCCACCCAACCUGUCCCCAUGGUCCCUUUGGCGGGCAUGACCCCCGUGGGACGCCCGAUGCCCGCAGUGGGGGUCGGUGCUAUGCCCCCGCCACUGAUGAGCAUACCCCCCCAGGCCGGGGCGCAGCCCACUGGAGCCACCAACCCGUUCCUUUUGUGAAGGGGAUUACUGCGGACAACUUGUGCCCAGAAUACCCUCACCCCACUUCAUAUCCUAUUUUAAGCUAUAGAAAGCUUCAUCAAGGAGUUGUCUUGUCCCAUUUAUCCUUUUUUUUUCCUAACCAACCUCUGCCAAGGUCGUAGACAAUGUGGCAUCCAUAACAUUACCACGCUCUUCCUCCUCUUCCUCUCUCAGUGCUACAAACUGCCUAGUCUGACGUGUUCCACUUCGAUCUGACACUGAUGUGUAUCACUGUCCAUUUGGCAUCAGAGUUAGAAUAGGAGGGGUGUUUCCAAUUACCCCCCACCCACCAGAGGCAAGUUUAGACAGUCCACUUGUCUCUUGUAGGAUUGCUACUUUCAUUUGUGGAGUGACACAAACCUGACUACUAAUGCCAGGAUCUUAUCUCAUCACUUGAGCUAAUCGUUUUUAAGCCCUGUCAGCUAACGAGUGUCUUUGUGUGUAUGUAAGUGUGUGAGUGGUUGCAUAUAAUAGUGCUAUAACACUGUUGUAUUUUCCAGAAAGCUUUUCCUUCACUUAACUUGAGUUGUAAUGAUAGAAACGGUCAGAUAUGUUUAUACUGUGCGUGUGUAUGUGUUUGUUUGUGUGUUCCGAAGCAGGGAUUUUGCACAUUUUUUUUUCUUUUUUAAACAAAUGAUUUCAGCGACUGUUGGGCUCACCGUUACACCUUAGUGUAGUUCAGGAGGCUAGUUGUAAAACAGGAUGAGACCGCUUCAACUGACUUUUUCUACACCACUCCAUCACAGAGCUUUUCAUGCCACCCAAUCGGAACCCCUAGGUCACGGUUUUAACAUUGUGAAUGCUUAUCCAAAGAGAUGGACUCCCUGUCCAAAUUCGGUGGCACGGUCACAGAUCCGGCAACUCAUGUUGACAUAUGACAUUAACCCCCACCCAAAUGUGUUUAGUCAUAAAGUUAUGAACUGGGAUCACGUCAGUAUUCAACAACAUAGUGCGACGUGGGAUUUUUUUUCUUUUUUUUGUACUAGGGUCAAAGGGAUGAGGGCGUGUAUGUGUUCAGCUUUCAUGUGUUCUUGAAUGAGAAAUGUCAUUUUGUAAGUUCUCCCCUGUGGUCUGCUUUUUUGGUGUUGGUUCCAUCAGCCAAUCAGCAACUUGAUGAGUGGAUCUACUGUGACGCACCCGUCUGUAACGAUUUAAUGUUCGCAAACCACACCUGCUUGUGCUGGUCUUUUGAUCAGUGGAAUUCUGCACGAGAACGGCAAACUGUAUUCCUGGGAGGUAGUAGGUCAUAUCUCACGAUUUACUUUUUGUUAUUUUCUCAUGUUAAGCCGUAGCAGAUCCUUUUUACAUUGUUUAGGUGUGUUUACUAGCUGCGUAUUCUAAGGUCAUCCUUUAGAAGCACAACUGUUACCAAAGUCACAGCGACUGAUCUCUGAGGCCCCCUCAACCCCCCCCCCCCCCACUUUUUUUUUUUCUUCCCAGAGUAGACCCAACAUCAGUCACUUUCAACUGUUUUUCCCUGUUAGUUGAUCUACACUCCAUUGUUACUAUUUUCCAUGUUACUUAGAGGUAUUUUUUUAAGUUUGUGGAAAGUAUAUUGGAGGAUUACUUUGUCAAAAAAAAGAGCAUGUGUAAUAAGAGAUGAUGGAGACAACUCCUAUCUCUUCAAUUGUCUAUCACUGCCAAUGUUUUUUUUACGUUUUCUCUCCUUUUAGUUUGUUGCAACCCCUUCUUCUCAGCUGUGCUUUGCUUGCGAAACAGGAUCAUUUUGCUCAAAAUGCAGACAUUUCUCUCAGGCAAAUCAAUGGAAGGGCAGCUUCAACUGUGCAUGAGGUGGACUUUGAAGAAGGAAGCUGGUGGUUUUUUUUUUUUUUUGGUUCAUGAAUUGAGGAUGCAAUGCCUACAGCCCAGAAAACAUUUUUAAUCACAAAAAAUAUAUGCAAAUAUUACACUGUCAUUUAAAAAAAAUACAUUCACCGCCUGGUGUGUUUUGCUAAGUCAAAUUUGCGAUUACUCUUGUUUACGAAACUCUGCAUGAAGUAAUGUAGCUAUGAAAUGCCGUUUUCUCCCUCACCUUGAUUUAACUAACAUUCAAGCAAUGAUGGAUCAAGGCAUUGGCUACAUUAAAAGAGGAAAACGCAUACGAUAACUGUUGAAUUAUGCUUCAAUGACCACUUUUUCCGGAACGUUUCAAAGUGGUGAAUUAGUUCAAUGUAGCCUGCGUGUCGCGAGCUCAUUUUGCAUCACUUUGUACUCACAGUGCUUUUAUUAAGAGGAAUAACUGACCUUAGACUGUCUUUAUAUGCAUUAAUAGCCACCUUUUUAUUCUCCACAUCUAGUUACCCUAAUCGUAGUACUGGGAGCAGGCUGCUUUUUAUUCGGUAUGUGCUCAAUCUGUCGGCAUUAUAACUGUAUAAUAUAAUUUAUCAUUUGUAUUAUUGUAACAUACCGUUCUUUUGUUGAGCUUUAUCAUUCUGUGUAAUGGGUUUUUAUAGGAAACGUCACCGUGGAAUCCUAACGGCAUCUAAAACGAGCGCAGCAGGCCGCACCCUGGUGGCUGGCGAUGAGUGCAGCUGCAUUGGUUUCAAAAUAAAAAUGUAUCACUUCAGCUCUG
This is a messenger RNA of Syngnathoides biaculeatus (alligator pipefish), 4807 nucleotides long. It is a transcript of the gene epn2, whose product is annotated as epsin 2. The transcript is spliced from 10 exons. Gene Ontology annotation, biological process: endocytosis. The record is from RefSeq and is a predicted model, not a curated record. Gene Ontology annotation, cellular component: clathrin vesicle coat; endosome; plasma membrane. NCBI's taxonomy places the organism in Eukaryota, Metazoa, Chordata, Actinopteri, Syngnathiformes, Syngnathidae. The coding region runs from base 589 to 2214 and encodes 541 amino acids. Gene Ontology annotation, molecular function: phospholipid binding; clathrin binding.